AUGCCGUUAGCAAGUAUGAGCCACAUUGCACAAGAAAAGUCAAAAACGAGCUACGGCGGUGGCGAUUAUGUUCUAGUUAAGUUAAUAAUGAGGGGAAAAGAAUACCGAUACGCCGCAGUUUGCUCAAAAUAUGAUGACGAAGAUGGAGAACUGACAGUUACAUUUCUUAAAGUUUGCAAUAAAGAUGGUACAGAAUUUAAAAUAAAUGAUAACGAUAUCGCCGACGUACCUUACAAAGACGUUAUAGAAAAACUGCCAGUUCCUAAUAUAAUCGUCAAGAGAAAUACAGUCCUUCACAAAUUUAAAAAAUCCAUUAAUGUUUACGAGAAGUAAAACAAAUAGUGAAACAAAUAAAUAAGAGGUACUAGAUAGUUUAAGUGCGAAAUAUUUGUGAUCUCAUAAUAAUUAAUGAAAUUCUAAAUGUUGUGUUCAAAUUAUAAUUUGGUAACUCAAAACUUUAGAAAGCUGAUUAUUUAAAAUAAUUGUUAAUUUUUAAAGGAC
Molecule: messenger RNA, 501 nt
Organism: Acanthoscelides obtectus
Lineage: Eukaryota; Metazoa; Arthropoda; Insecta; Coleoptera; Chrysomelidae
Source: the annotation of a GenBank genome assembly